UCAAUUUUUGUUUGUUCAAUUUGAGAAAAUUCACCUUGAUGUUCAACUAAACGGCUGCAAUGAAGAAUGCAUUAUGCUCAUUGUUGAUCUCAUUUCUAAACGUGUUAUUAAUUCGUUCGAAGUUCCAUACAAUAUGACCGAAGAGAGGACGGAGGUAUUGCUUGAAGGAAUAGUACGUUUUGGUGCUAAGAUGAAAAUAUUGAACUUAUGUGGUUCCGUGCUAAACGAGCAAUCAAUCAACUAUUUAAAGCAAUUGUUAACUAACGGAAAAAUAUCAGAAAUUCUUCGUUUAACCAACUGCAAAGGUGUAGCUGAGUCGCAUCUCACAACUGAAGAUAAAAAACAGUUAGAAAUUGCUGCAAAGAAUUCUACUAAAUUUAUUGGUGGCCUCAAAAUGUACUGGUUUGAAUACGUUGGUCAUAUUGACAUAGACCGUUAUCACGGCAGUAAAUUGGAGUUCUUGAAGAUAAACGGAGUAACAUUCAAUCGAAUGACGGGUCGAAAAGAAACAUUGGCUCGAUAUCUCGUCCGAGACGUUUCAAAUAAAGUUUGGCAAAUGGUGAAACCGGGAAGCAAAAGGAAACAGUCGAUGAGUCAUACUGACGCAAAACAUCAACGCAUUGCCGAGGCCACUGAAAGAGAUUUAUCGGAUAUGUUACAAUCGCAAACUAACAUCAACAAGCCUUCUACCAAGAACAAAAAUACACCUAUAAAUUACAAUAAACGACGAAGAGGUAGAUCUACGUAUAAUCGCGGUGGUCACUGGAGUCACGGCAGCGCCCAGAGCAGCAGCGGCGAAGAUACAAAAUAUACAGGCUACAAAAGUGAUCCAACUGGGUUUUACUCUACUAAUAAUCCUUUCGGAAGAGAACGCUACGAAGAAUGCAAUACUUCUUUCAACAAAGCAUUCCCAUUCAGGAAUGAAGGAGCGACAAUACCGGAAAAGUCAUGUCACCCACCUCGCCAGCCAUAUGAAAAUACACGAUCUUUUUCUUCUUCACAGCGCCGCGAAGCGGGAAUGCCAAAUCGACAACAAUUGCCAUCAGAUUUCGGUCAAUUAUCAACAGCAUACGCGGACAAUCAUGGAAAUUCAGAAGCAACGGGCGGUUAUGUUCACAGAAGCACUUAUCAACUAAGAGGCAACCCUAUUGGUAUGUAUCCGCCUCGAAUGCCAAAUCCUACGUCACCAAACUAUUCUCGUUCGCAGUCAGCUCUUCAGCAACAAGCGGGACAAUUACUCAGCCACAUUUUAAACAGCCCUACUGAUAUGCAUGCACAUCGAAUGCCAAAUCCUUCGCCACCACACUAUUCUCAAAUGCAAACCCAGCAACGGCCAAGACAAUUGAAUUUGCCCAAUCUUAACAAUCCACCUCGAAUGCCAAAUCAUCCGUCACCAGAUUAUUUUCAGGUGCAAUCAGCUACUCAGCAAGCGGGACGAUUAUCAAGUCAUGGUUUGAUCAGCCCUACUGAUGCACAUAGAAUGCCACAUUCUUUGCAAACAAACCUUUUCCGGUUCCAAGCAGCCCAUCAACAACAAACGGGACAAAUACCCAGGCCGGCUUCAACUUUCUAUAACAGAGGUACAGCAACUCCCAUUAAUAUGCCAAAUCAUCCUACAUCGCAACCACAUCUUGCAGAAUCAUGGCCCCAGGCGAGUGUUCCAGCCUCACAACAACGAUCAGGAAAUCGCAACAACUUAUCUCCAACCGCUAAAUUUGAAAUCCAUCAUCACCAUAAUUACAUCAUGCCUCAAGGUUUGUACACUAUGCAUUUUGUCAUUGAUGUUACUUGGCUUGUAAAUAUGAGUGACAAAAAAUUAGUACAACUCUUGAAGUCAUAA
This is a messenger RNA of Styela clava, 1840 nucleotides long. The record is from RefSeq and is a predicted model, not a curated record. Lineage: Eukaryota; Metazoa; Chordata; Ascidiacea; Stolidobranchia; Styelidae.